GUAGCCGCCGGGCGCCCGCCCGGAGGAGGGCGGCGGGCAGCGGGCAGCGGGCAGGUGCGCGGCGGCGGCUGCGGCGUGAGGCUGCGUUGGGGCCGCGUCUGCCCGCCGCCUGCCCGCCCGCUCCCUGCCGCCCCCGCGGCGCGCCUCUCCUACUCCGCCGCGUCCUCCCGGAGGUCGGAAAGGCGAAGCCCCCCGGUGCCCGUCGGCGGGUCCGUGCCUGGUGCUCGCCUCCCCUCUGCGGCACGGCAGCCCCGCUCAGCCCGGCCACCAUGGCGCGCGGGAGGUUCCUCAGAAGACGAUGAGGUCAUUCAAGAAGGUCUCCUCAGGCUCAGCAGGGGCGAGUAAAGGCGGCGAGGAGCCCGGGCGGCUGCCGGAGCACGAGGAGGAGGAGGAAUCCCCGCUUUGGCACGGAGCCGGCCACUGCAAAUGGUUCAAUGUGAGGAUGGGCUUCGGGUUCAUCUCCAUGAGCAGCCGAGAGGGAAGCCCCUUGGAGUCCCCGGUUGAUGUCUUUGUGCACCAAAGCAAGCUUUACAUGGAAGGAUUUAGAAGCCUAAAAGAAGGAGAACCAGUGGAAUUUACUUACAAGAAAUCUUCCAAAGGCCUUGAAUCAAUACGGGUAACAGGCCCUGGUGGGAGCCCCUGUUUAGGAAGUGAAAGACGACCCAAAGGGAAGACAGUACAAAAAAGAAAACCAAAGGGAGAUAGAUGCUACAACUGUGGUGGCCUUGAUCACCACGCUAAAGAAUGUAGUCUACCUCCACAGCCAAAGAAGUGCCAUUACUGUCAGAGCAUCAUGCACAUGGUGGCUAACUGCCCCCAUAAAACUGUUUCACAACAGCCCACUAGUUCUCAGGGAAGACAUGAAGCUGAACCCCAGCCUUCCACUUCUGCUUUCCUGAGAGAAGGGGGAGGAACGUAUGGCUAUUCAUCUCCAUCGUAUUCUCAGGAGGGAAGGUCAGAGAUCUCAGAGCGUUCAGGCAGGUCGCCACAAGAAGCUUCUUCAAGUAAGUUAUCUGCAUCACCCGAAGAACCAAGCAGAAAGGGGCCUUCUGUUCAGAAAAGGAAAAAAACUUAAAGCAUUUUCCGUAACUUUCCAUUUUCUUUAUCCUCUUGGGAUGUCUACCUCAUGCAAAUACAGGGGAAAUAAUUUCAUUAUCAGUAGCUGAUGUGGAAUUUUAACUACUGUUGAGGAACUGUGAUUUUUUUUUUUCUUUAAUAGACAAAUCACUCCAAACAAAAUCCAUUUGAGCAGGGUGCGUUGCAUUUUACCUUCUGUAUGUGUGUGUGAGUGUGCAUGUGCGUGUAUGUAUACGUAUCUAUGAGUAUAUUUUUUUUUCAUCAGGACACUCUCCAGCUCCCACAGUAUGUUAUUGUGAAGCAAUAGACACAGUACCCAUAAAUGUUCCUGAACUUCUUCCCAGAAUCUGUUUUCAAACAUGUUCAAAAAACAAAUAAGAAAACCCAAGAAACCUCGCAAAAUGAAACAAACUAAAUCUGAAAAACCACACUCAGAACUAAGAUAAAGACUGUUACUUUCUUGUGAACCAAAGGAUAUGUUCAUAUUUUAAAGCUGCCAUAUGGUACUAAAGAUACUAAGACAUCCCCCAACAACCAAUUUGAGUUACUUUAUUUGUCAUCUCCACAAAACAUCACUUUCCUGCUUCCCACCCCUCCACCCCCAUGCCUCAGAAGGGCAAUGUCACAACUAAACAUGGCUCUCAUUGCCACCAUCCUUUGUUGGUAAGGAGUUUAAAGCUCCAGAAAAGACAAUGAAUGUGUAGUUUCUGUGCUGGUUUCUCAAAAUGUUUUGUUAAAGUAAUAUGAGUGUAACUGUAAUUUAGAUGACUGUUGUGUAGGGGAGACUGUGUAAGUUGUUAAAGAACAGACCUCUUUGAGUGGUAUCGGGAUACCAUUCUGUUGAACCUUUUGUAUUCUGUGAACACUUAGGGGACCUUGGUGGCAGUAGUAGCAGCAGCAGCAGCAACUUCUCUUGGUCCCAAGCAGUGCCCUGCAAUUUGAAGGGACUUCCCUCUUAUUUACUGUUGGGAGAAUUGUGUAGGGAUUUUUGUUGUUGUUGUCUGUAUUGUUUUUAAAGAAAACGAAAUGCAAAACUAAUAAGAUCCUGGGAUAAAUCGUUUCUUAAGAUAAAAGGUAGUUGGGUACUCACAGUUGCUCAGCAUGUGUACAUUAAAGAAGGACAGGUGCCUGCUGCAUACAAGCCUUAAUGAAAAGGUACCUGCAAACUUGUCAGAAGCCAUGGACAUCACCUGCUUCUUGUGAUCGGGAGGCUGCUGCUGACCAGCCAUGGUCUGGUGUGUGCUGGGACCACACACUUCUGCGUUACAGAGAAGGAAGAUUGGUGGUCUCAGAGUGAGACUCCCUGGGCUGCAGCCCUUGCUGGGGGUUAAUAGAGUUGGAGCCUGUCAAAACUUCAAGUCACUUUCCAUUUGUAACUUCUACAUUACCAAGUCAUACGUACGAUAACAUACUUUGACAAAUCCCAUUGCAGAUGUAAGUUAAUUAGAGAAACGUAUGUAAUCCUUAGCAUUGGCAAUAAAUACAGGCUGUUAAAGCUUGAAAGAGUCAGGUAGGUUUAAGCUAAGAUAAUCAAACUGAAGAAACAGCCCGCAUGGGAGGCUGCAGUGAGCCCAAGUCCCAGAUGUGGUAACUCGUGCAGCCAGUGGUUACGGCAGGCUCACUGUGUGACCGUUCCCUUCCCAGCUGUCCUGCCCGUUGAGACUUGUACUGUUGCUGCUGCUGCUGCUUCAGUAAACAGGCAGUAAGCAAAAGCCUCAGCAAAGGGCACAAUUUCCAGACAAUUAUUUUGUGUGAAUUCCUUGCCAGUGUUUGCGAGAAUCUCAAUGGUUUGUACUGAAGUUCUCAGUGUGCUAAUGCAAAGCUUACCUUUGACGAUAUUGAAUGUGAUAUAUCUAUAGAGAACUUCCUUGCCUUACGUGAGGAUAGUAAACCUAUUUAAAUUAUGUAGACAAAUCAAAGUGGCAUUGCUUAACCUUCUAGCCGGUGUAAAAACCCAGGUUAAACAGCAAAGAUGCAAAACUUAGGUCACUUUGAACGUUUAAACCAAAGUUCCUUAUAGAAAUAGGCAAUUGUGGAUUUGAGAACUGGUCAUUCCCUGUUUAUAUGUAAGAAGUUCAGAGCUGAGAUGAGGAAAUAUUUUCAAUGUGCAGAUUUUUAUUGGUGCUGUUUGAAAUCACUGUGUGCACCAAAGUCAGACUGAACUGCAAAGAGCACAUACCAAACCCUAUCUUAUUGUUGAAAGCUUAAGGUUUUAUUUUUAUAUAUUAGAAUGUUAUCACUAUUACAUAACAUACUCAGGACAAAGAACUUUGCUCAGGGAAUAUACCAUGUAAUGUUGUUUUUACUUUACAGAAUAGUCUACCGACUUACUCAGAACAAACCAAAUAGACUUAGCCCUUUUUAUCUCUCUAUAAGUAUUAUGUACUGAUGUUAGUAACUACCUCUGAGUUGACAUAGACCUACAUUUCUGAUAAUCAGAUUUCAGCAUUUUGUAUUAUAAGUUCCUGUGAAAUGAAAAAGUGGCAUUCUGUACUGGUUGCUUAUGUGAGCAUAUGUGUCUUUACAUUCACAGGGUCUGAGCUUUCAGAGAAGCUGGGCAGUCACAGCUCCCACUGACAUUGAGUUGUGCUGCUUAGUUUUUCUAGCUGGGGAGGGUGGGGGUGGAGGGGGGAGGGGGAAAAAACACAAAAACAUCAAGCCCACUUUGUUUACAUAGGUGACAAUAAAAUUAUUAUUCUGUUUACAGCAAAAGGCUACCUCAUAUUUACUGCAUAAACACACCUUUGUGCUGCUCUGGCCUUAAAGGUGGCUGUUGAUCUAUGGUACAUACUUUUUAUCUGUACUGAAUAUGUAACUGAUGUUUCACCACUGCAUACGUUAUGGCAAAUACUUGUUUAAGAUGAAGCAACCAUUUGAAACGAUGAGAAGUUUCCAGACAUUUCUUUAGAAGUUUUUAUUUUUCUGUCUAAAGGAUGAUGGGCACUGUUCACAAAAAAUAAUACAUCUCCCAAGCAGACAAAAGUAUACAUGCCUGAGUUAAACAUAGCAGUGCAAGCUAUGGCAGGUAACUACUUAGCACUGGGCUGCUGUAGGAAAAAAAAAAUAAUAAAAAAAAUCUAAUUAUACUCCUUCAAUAGGCUGCUCCAAAUAAGCAAAAAUCACUUCACGGGAAGAGGCACAGACUUGAAUUUGGGAUUCUUCCUUCAAAUCUAAGGAUGUAAUUAAUAUUCUACAGCAUUGGCUCAGCCUUGAUUUCCCCUAUUCACCAGCCUGUCCUUGCCAGAAUGCCUCACAAUAAAACUCAUUUCAGUAGAAGGAGUUGAGGUACCAGCUCGGAGAGAUGUAUAUUUCUUCAGACAAUACUGGAGAUAAGGUUAAACCCAAAAUGAAAUCUCUCCCUUCCAUAUCCCUCACUCCAAAGCACUCAAUUUGACUUAACCAUAAGGGACAUUGUGAGAUACUUUAUAUUCUCCCCCGAGGACAGUUAAUGGAAUCUAUUUACAAACUACAGAAAUUAAGCCAUGGAGAACAUUUGGAGGAAGAGCCAAAUAACUUUUUGCUGUAGCUGAUGGUAAGUCUGGCGUUACAGUACCAUCUGAAGUAUUUUGCUUUUAGCUAGCUCUCAGGGAGUGCCAAAGAACACAUCUGACUCCUACUUUUUCCCUUUGUAGGCCACCUUUUUCAGCCCAGCUUUAUUCUGCACCAGUGUUAUCCUGGAGUUCCUGCUUAGUCAUACAUAGUUUUGUGAAUAGAGCCCCAUAAAAAGUGUUUAUAGAUCUUGUAACAUUCUUUGUAAGAAGAAUUAUAAAAGAACAUGGGAAAUCUCAUUGAGUCUUAAAUUUAAUUUAAUUAAUUUAUCUGUAAGAAAUGUUUAUCAUAAAAAUAUAUAUGUAUUCCCCUGUGCUAGAUAUAAAAGUAAUUGGGAAGAUGUGUACGUGUGCAGGUGCACUGAUUUUAAUUUUCUAGAAGUCUUAAUGAGAUUUGAGUAUUGUUUUAGAAACAAGCAGAGCCUCGUUAAAUGCGUCAAUCUGAUUUUGCUUAGGUUAUCAACAGCCUCUUCUUUAGGAUACGUUGGUUGUGUGUGUUACCCCGUUACAACCGUCGACUAAUAGCAAGAGGUUAAUUUAUGAACACACCCGUCUUUCUAAUGCUAAAACAGAGCUGUAAAUUAACAGCUUUGGUAGUGUUUUUAUAAGAAUGUUGAAAAGUACCAAGGUAUUUGCUACCAUUGUCAUUGAACCAAACGGAAGAGCAACCAGCUUUACAAAGGAUAAUGGUUUUGACUACCUCUUGGAUUACUAAGUUAAGCAACAACUGGCUGACAACCAUCACCAGACUGGCUUAAACUAGUAUGUGUUGCUUGUGGUAAUAAUAACAAUAACCAUACUAGAGACCAAAGUGAACACUGAUUUCUAUAUGUCUUUAAUACUGUGUCUUAUCUAGUGUUUUUAAAUUAUCUUCUGUAGUAUAGAUUACCUCAUUGUCCAUUUUGACUUGUAUGUUGUUUACAAGGUGAAAUAAAGGAAGAAAAUCACUUGAAUUCUGUGUUGUAAGAAAAAGACAGCGAGUUGACGUUUUGAAGAUCAUUUCACCUGUUUACUGUCUUGAGGGACUAAAGCACUGAUUGCCUUUCUACAUAUCAUGUAUUUUAUAUCCUCAUUUCAUGCCUAAUGUCUUUUUUUUUUUCCUGUCAGUCAUGGAUAUUGUGAGGUUUAAAAGAAUUACUUGAUUAAAAAUAAAACAUAUAACAUUGGCAUUUA
This is a messenger RNA of Gallus gallus (chicken), 5798 nucleotides long. It is a transcript of the gene LIN28B, whose product is annotated as lin-28 homolog B. The transcript has 5 exons. NCBI's taxonomy places the organism in Eukaryota, Metazoa, Chordata, Aves, Galliformes, Phasianidae. Bases 299 to 1075 code for a protein of 258 amino acids. Gene Ontology annotation, molecular function: nucleic acid binding; zinc ion binding. The record is from RefSeq and is a predicted model, not a curated record.